UGGCCUAAAGGAAUAAUAUUAACGUAUAUGAAUAUCUAAUAUUCAUAGCUAUGUAUGCUAUAGCUUUACCAUUGGGGCAAGCCAGACCAUGAAAGAACUGUACCCCACAUUAUAUACAUUUGCUUUCUGCUUCACAUUUGGGUGUUAUGACAUCAGCUGCCCUCCCAGACCCACCGUUCUAGGGUACAGCAGAACUCAAAGUGUUUGUCAACUUGGACUUCCGCCUGUCCACUAGCUUGCCUUAAGCAGAUUCUGAGGAGCUGCACUCAAGAUUGAUCCCCUAUGUUCUUUUGGUCUCAUAUUCUCUAGCCUUUCUUGUAACAGGCAUACCAGGUCAAAUGAGGGACAUCUGUCCAUUUGCAAACAAGCCAACCUCAUCCCUGAGGUCAGUGAUGAAGUGCUGAGUAACGAACUGGAAAAGCAAAUAAGUAAAGGAGUUAGGAAGGACACUUUCUUAUUCGGAGCUCACUAGAGAAUGUGAUUUUUCCUGAACAACUGCAUACUUCCUAGUAUGCCUUUUGGUAAACUACCCACGUUUCCCACAAUAUGUACCUGAUAUGGAGAGGGAAAAAAGCAAACCAUGGCGGUCUAAGCAGCUUAGAUUUGAUAAAAAUAAUAAGAGUGGUUCCUUCAGUUCAUUUUCCAAACCCUUCUGCCAGAACAAGCUGGUUCUUCUGGGAAGACGGAACUGCCUACGGCCAUAUGCACCCAUCUGUUCUUCUCUGCAAAAAUGUCUUGGCCUUUUCCACACAGAGCCAGUGGGUGGUGGGGGUGACCACUGCAGGUGGACAGGCCAGAUUGCAAGAGCCCCCAUUCUAGAGAGGGUCCUGUCCCAUACCCAGAAGGAAGGAAUGCUGCACAGAGGCCAAGAAGAAUCCAGACAGACAGGCCUUGCCGGGCUUCCCCGCUCAGUCUGUUUGUUUUAGACCAUGCCUUCUUUGUCCAGUCAUAUUUCUACAAGCCUGACCAUACUUUGCUGAACCAAAGCAUGAACAUGGACAGUUUGCUCUAUAUCUUUGGGUCUUCAUCCUGAAGGAUCCUGUGUCACAUAUAAAACUAUGAUCAAAUAAAUUUGUAUGCCUUCCUCCUA
This is a messenger RNA of Homo sapiens (human), 1090 nucleotides long. RefSeq lists its product as uncharacterized. NCBI's taxonomy places the organism in Eukaryota, Metazoa, Chordata, Mammalia, Primates, Hominidae. The transcript has 3 exons. The coding region runs from base 558 to 926 and encodes 122 amino acids. The record is from RefSeq and is a predicted model, not a curated record.